This is a messenger RNA of Engraulis encrasicolus (European anchovy), 9436 nucleotides long. RefSeq names its product collagen type VII alpha 1-like (gene col7a1l). NCBI's taxonomy places the organism in Eukaryota, Metazoa, Chordata, Actinopteri, Clupeiformes, Engraulidae. The transcript is spliced from 108 exons. Bases 54 to 9305 code for a protein of 3083 amino acids. The record is from RefSeq and is a predicted model, not a curated record. Gene Ontology annotation, molecular function: serine-type endopeptidase inhibitor activity; protein binding.
GAGGGAGAGAGAGAGAGAGAGAGAGAGAGAGAGAGAGAGAGAAGGAGGAGAGGAUGGAUUGCCUCCGAGUGUGGAUCUCGCUCUUGUCCCUCUUGUCACACUCGACAUGGACAGUCCACGGCCAAGCUGAAGAUUGCCGCACAUCCAUGCCAGCGGACAUCGUCUUCCUCGUGGACGAAUCAUGGACGGUUGGUCCCACAGGCUUCCACUAUGUGAAAGAAUUUAUCUCGUCCAUCAUUCGCGCCUUCAAAGACAACCCACUUGGGAACGAAGGGAUUCGAUUCGGGGUCACCGUCUACGCUGAUGGUCCAAGGAUGCGCAUCGCGUUGACGGACUACUUCACCUUGGACGAGGUGCUGCGGGCCGUGGAGGAGAUCCCCUUCGAGGGAGGGGGCUGCCGCACGGGGGACGCGCUGGACUUCCUGGUGGAGAACGUAUUCGCACCCUCCAUAGCCAGGGACAACACCCCCAAGAUUGCUAUUCUCAUAACCAACGGUCGAUCCGAUAACCCCAUUGAGAUGCCAGUGAAGGCGGUGAGAGACAGUGGCAUCUCUCUCUUCGCUGUGGGUGUGAAGGACGCGGACGUGACAGAGUUGAGGCGCAUAGUGACGGAGCCCCACGAAGAACACCUGCUGAUGAGCCCCGACUUCACCUACCUGGACCACGUACUGCUGAAACUCUCACGCAGGGUCUGCUUCACCGCUUCAGAACCACCCAGACCUGUUACUAGCAGAGAAGUGGUGAGUGUGCCGGUGGUGGUGGGUCCUCAGCAUCUGCAGGUGAGUGACCUGGCCUACAGCUCCCUGCGUCUCACCUGGAGCCCGGCCACCGGAGACGUCACCGGCUACAGGCUGGUGGUCACACCCCUCUCCCCACACCUGGCCUCCACAACGCAGCACAAACAGCUGGAUCUGAAGGCAGAUCAGAGCAGUGUUGCGGUGACGGGCCUGAGCCCCAAGACGGAGUACUCCCUCACGGUGCACGCCAUCUAUCCCGGCCGCAUCGGAGACUCAGCCAGUAUCACCGCGGAGACCACUCCGCUGCCGCAGGUGGCUAACUUCCGCGUGAUAGAGGAGGGCCUCUUCACCUUACGCGUGGCCUGGGCCCCCACCCUGGCCAAAAUCAACUCCUACAAGAUCUUCAUCCCUCGACCGGACCGUCCCGGCGUGGCGUAUGAGCAGUCAGUGCGAGGGGACGUGUCGUCUCACAUGAUUGACAGCCUGGAGGAGGACAAGAAGUACACCAUCAGCAUCCACGCCCUCUACCCCGAGGGCCAGGGCGAACCCGUGUCCGUGGUCGGCAGGACCGUGAAACUAGUUCCAGUGCAGCAGCUGAAGGCUGAGAAUGCCACCACGGACACUCUGCAGGCAAGAUGGCUGCCAGUCAGGGGCGCUACAGGAUAUCGCAUCACCUGGGGAUCAACAGCUGUGGAUGGCCAUGUAGAGAAUGUCAAUCUCGCGGGCUCCUUCAACUUCUACAUGAUCCAAGGACUGACCCAGGGCACUGAGUACAUCGUCACCAUCAACCCCAUCUUUGGGGACAUCGAGGGACCUGUCACCUCCACUACGGCCAAGACAUUGGAGAAUAGUGCGGUGCAGUCUCUGAGAGCUCUGGCCGUCAGCACCAGUAGUGCCCUCACCUCCUGGAGCGCCGUACCUGGAGCCACGGGCUAUAGGCUAGCCUGGGGACCCACGCCAGAGUUUGUGGGUCGUGACCGUCCCCGGCAGCUGGCUCUGAACGGCAGCAGCACGGAGCACCUCCUGAAGAACCUGGUGUACGACACAGAGUACGUGCUCUCCCUCUACGUGCUCUUCGGAUCCAUAGUGGGGCCCGGCAUCACCGCCACCUUCCGCACAUCUCCCCUCGGCUAUGUGUCCAACUUCAAGGUCAUGUCCUACACGGGCACUUCCAUGGACGUGGAAUGGAGCGCCAUAGUCGGGGCCACCGAGUACAAACUCACCUGGAUCACAGAUGGUGUUCCUGCCCAGAGCCGCUACAUGGACCACACUGAGUUAACGCACCGCAUCACUGGACUCGCCCCACAGACCGUCUACCGCCUCAGCAUCGCUGCCAUCUACGGCAACACGGAAGGGCCAGAAAUCUCACUGACACAGCACACAGCUUCCCCCACAGACAAGGAGCCCAUUCCGGCCAUUAGAGAGGUGAAGGUGGUGGACAUCGGCAUCAAGACAUUCAAGCUGGCCUGGAAGAAGACCCCAAGGGUGUCAGGAUACAAGGUGUCCUGGAGCGCAUUCCAUGGUGGGGAGGAGAAGAGCCAGCUGGUGGCCGCCUCCUCCACCUCUCUGACCAUCACGGGGCUGCAGGAGAGUACGCCCUACAAGCUGCAGGUCACGCCCAUGCUGGGGGACCGCGAGGGCAGCCCCUUCACGCUCACCUCACGCACAUUGGACAUGCCUAAAGUGGAUAACUUUGUCACGUGGAACGUGACGGACAACAGCACGGCCUUGAACUGGACGAGGGUGGACGGAGCGUCUGGGUACCUCCUCUCCUACAGACACAUCUCACAGGUGGAGAGCACAACGGAGACUCUGACUGCUGCCGUUUCGUCGUUUAAAAUCAAGGACCUGCUGUAUGGCCGCACCUAUGUCUUCUCCAUACGGCCCCUUUACGGGGAAGUGGAGGGCCCAGUCACCACCAUUCACCAGAGAAUAGUUGGGAAACCUCGGCUGGUCCCUCUCCACACCCUGACUGCCACCUCGGCCCCAUCCUCUGCAAAGGCCAUCACAGCCUCCAGGACCACCAAGGCCCGUAGCGCCCCCACCCCCGCUCGCACCACGGCCAGGAACACACGCACCCCGGACAGCAGGGCAUACUCCACCGCCCCCCAACAUCCACACCACAUAGACACAACACCUCCCCCUGGGACAGGAUGUGGUAAGGUGAAAGCUGACGUUGUCUUCCUGGUGGACGAGUCCUGGAGCAUCGGGGCCAACAACUUUGACAAGCUGAAAGAUUUCCUCUACCGGGUCGUCACGUAUUUCCCAUCCCUUGGGCCGCAGGGCACACAGAUUGCAGUGGUGCACUACAGUGAUAACCCGAGGAUAGAGUUCAAUCUGAAUGACAACAGGGAUCGCAGCUCAGUGCUCAGGGCUCUCAGAGCUGUUCGCUACGGAGGAGGCAACACAAAGACAGGCCGUGGCAUCACGUACGUGCUGAGGGAGAUGUUCCAUGAGCGGGUGGGCAUGAGGCAGGAGGUGCCCCACGUCCUGGUGGUCAUAACGGACGGCAGGGCCCAGGACAACGUCAUACCCCCCUCCAGGAUCGCACGCGCUCUCGGUGUGAGUGUGUUGGCCAUCGGAGUGGAGCGUGCGGACAUUGAGGAGCUUCAGAACAUGGCCAAACCCUCUAACUACAGGAACGUCUUCUUCGCCCGCUCCUUUGACGACUUCCCCAGCGUGGAGAGGGAGUUUGUUGCCAGUCUCUGCAGUGACGCACUCAUGUCCGAGUUCAGGCAGCAGGAUGACCAUGAGUCUGCACAAUUGGACAUACCAAAAGAUCCAGAGGCCAUACACAAACCUGAAGGGCCGUGUCCGUCCAGCUGUAUGAAGGGUCAAAAGGGUGAAAAGGGUGAUGGCUCUGGAGACGGAGGACUGAGAUUGAAGCAGGUUCCUGGGGAAUACGAUCCCUUCAACUUGAAUUCCAAAGGGGAGAAGGGAGAGAGGGGUCCUCCUGGAACAGAUGGUGUUCCUGGGUUGCCAGGCCGACCUGGAAGGACCGGGCCCCCUGGUUCGGCAGGACUCAGGGGUACAAGCGGAAUCCCCGGAGACACUGGACCUCAAGGUAUCCCUGGUCCGAAGGGCCAGAGAGGAGAAAGGGGAGAGCCAGGGUAUGUGGUGGGGAGCAUGGAGUCAGUACCAGGUCGCAAGGGAGAACCCGGAUCCUCUGGCCCCCAGGGACCCCCAGGUGUUUCGGGGGUGUCGGGGCCCCCAGGUCUGCCCGGCCAUCCAGGUGCCCCUGGAGCUCCAGGAGUUUCUGUCAAAGGGGAAGAAGGAUUGCCAGGCCCAAAGGGUCUGCGAGGGAAGGCUGGACCUAAAGGAGACCAAGGGGAAACUGGAGCUGAUGGCAAACCUGGCCUGCCUGGUCACAUUGGGGUCGACGGACGGCCUGGCUUUCCUGGACAGAAGGGUGAAAAGGGAGAUGAAGGCAUUGGCAUCCAGGGUGUGCAGGGACCGAAGGGCUCGCAGGGGGAAAGGGGAGAACUUGGUCCAUCUGGUCCAUUGGGUGCAAAGGGUGAGCAAGGAAUUCAGGGGGUCCAGGGAGUCGUUGGCCCAAGGGGAGACAGAGGGGAAACGGGGCCUGCUGGUCCUCAAGGAAUUCAGGGUUUCCAAGGAUUUGAUGGACCUAAAGGUGAUUUGGGACUACAGGGACCUCCUGGUGAUCCAGCCAAAGGGAUUCUUGGGCCUACGGGGAAAAAAGGUGCUCGGGGGGACACGGGACCAGUGGGGCCUGUUGGACCUCAAGGCAUAAAGGGAGAGCAAGGGGACAAGGGAGUGAAGGGUGGUCCUGGCUUUGGCAUUCCUGGGCAGCCAGGCCCCAAGGGAGACACUGGAGAGAGGGGAAAUGUUGGACUCUCUGGGAAGCCUGGAGCCAAAGGCAAUGACGGCUCCAAGGGGGAGAAAGGAACCGUUGGUUUCCCUGGCAACCCCGGCGCCCCUGGACUAAGAGGUAAAGAUGGUGACGCAGGAUUCAAAGGGGAUGUUGGACUUAAGGGUGACCCAGGGGCACCAGGGGGGCCGGGAGACAGGGGCGUGAGGGGCCCACUAGGCCUGCCAGGACGACCAGGUGAUUCAGGGGAGAAGGGCGAGCAAGGAAAGAUCGGCUUGCCGGGCCCAGAGGGACCCAAGGGAGACCGUGGAGAGCCGGGGAAACCAGGACCACCUGGAUCUGCCCAUGUGACUUCAUCGGGUGGUGACAAUGUCCUGGCCAGAGUGAUAAAGGGAGACGCAGGAGAUCCAGGCCCACCUGGCGCGAGGGGUGAUCCUGGCCCAAUGGGUCCAGAAGGGAAACCAGGCCCCCCUGGCAAAACAUCGGGUGGGGUCGGUUCUGGGAGAGAUGGAGCAGACGGCAUAGAUGGUGCACCUGGAUCCAAGGGUGAACCAGGGAAGAAAGGAGAACCUGGACUGAGAGGAGAUAAAGGUGACAGUGGUCGAGUGGGCAUUGCUGGGAUGCCUGGUCUCCCUGGGUCUCCUGGCCGACCAGGCAUAGAUGGAAAGCGAGGCCUCUCAGGGAAAGAUGGUGACAAGGGACUGAGAGGGGAUACUGGAGAGAAGGGUCAAAAGGGUGAUGCUGGUGAUGAAGGUGCAGUGGGAACUAAAGGGGACCCCGGCCCUCCUGGUCCUCCAGGUCCACCUGUCAUCAUCAAAGUCUCAGACGAGGGUGCCUCUGUGGAUGAUAUCAGGAAGGCUUUCCCUAUGCCGAUGGGCCCCCCUGGAGUCAUGGGUCCCCCGGGAAUGAAGGGCGAUCGUGGCGAACAGGGUCACAAAGGUGAAAAGGGCAGUACAGGAGAAUCUGGAAAAUCACUUGAAAUGCGGGAUAUUGAAGCUCUUUUCGAAGACUAUGGAAUUCGGCUGCCCCUGCUGAAGGCGCUGAUUGACAGGCUGCUUCAGGACGGCAUGGAGGAGCUGCUGCACGACUUCAGCAGCAGGCGGAGAGGCAAGGGGGAGAGGAAAGAGCCCAGCUCCAACAUCAUCACAGAGUACACGAGUGCUCUCAAGUAUGGCGUGUCCAGUGAAGUGCUGACUGAAUCUGAUGUGCAUGGAGAAGAAGAGAAUACAGGAGAACAGGAGCCAUCGCAGGCACCAGACACAAACGACCCUUUAUAUGAAACGGAAGGUCCGGCAUGGGUGUUGAACAGUCAUGGCGGAGACGAGGAGGGAACAUUCAGAGUGAAAGGAGAUGAGCUAACCAUCUCACAGGACCUCAGUAAAACACCAAGUGUGACGUUCACAAAGCGAAACAUUAGCUCCUCAGAGACUAGUGACCCUGAGUAUCCUGAAGGGGACUUCCACCACACGAGCAGUCCGGAGGACGCCCUGAGAAAAGGCUCAGGAGAAAGGAAGAGGGGCAGGGAACGGGGAAAGGGUAAAGGAAACAAAGGACGACAAAAACGGCAACGGAAACGAUUGGACAAACAAGAAGAAGUGACGGUAGAGGAGAUAUAUGAAGGGGAAGAAUACAGCUAUGAAUACGAGGAUGAAAUGUUUACAGAGCAACCUCCACUGCUUCCUGACAAUGCAACAAAUUUGAUGGGCUAUACCACCACCACAACAUUGCCACGGCCAGCCUACGCAAUAGGAAAUGAGGGCCUGUCAACUAGAGUCACGCCCCUGACGACACAUCAAGACAGACAGACAGAUUUGAAUGAGGUAAAUCUCACCCCAUCGCCUGCUCCAUCGAUCAACACCACAACUGCCUCACAACAGGAGGAAGAGGAGGAGGAGGAGGAGCUGAAGGAGGCGGAGGGACCCUUGGCAACACCGAAGACCAGAGUGAAGAGGAGCUUCACCUCGCCAGACUACAUGGCAUAUAUGCCAGGAGCACCAGGAGGCCUCAAUCGCUACAAGAACACAGAAAAUUCAUAUUCAGGAGCAAGGGGGAGACGCCUGUCUAACAACGAGCAACUGCAACGUCAAGACUCAACUGCUGACCCCCGCACCGUGCAGGAGAGUCAAUUGAACAACAGAGAGGAAAAGGAAGAGGGAGAAUGGGAGGAGGAGGAGGAGGAGGAAGAGUAUGAAUACGAGUAUGAGGAAGAGGAAGAGGGAGGAGAAACAGACCCUCCACCAACAACAGCAACAGCAGCAGAUGUAGUUAAAGAUAGAGUGGUGGAGUCAGACGGAGAGGUAGUAGUCAGCAACAGCAGAGGAGAGGGAGGAGAAGAGGAGGUGGAGGAGUGGGAAGAGUACGAUGCAGUGGCAGAGCCAGAUGCUGAGUAUAAUUCUGGACGUGAACCAGAUGAGGUGGAUGACGACGAUGACAGAAGAAGAACAGACUAUGACGAGGAGGGUGGUGAUGAGGAGAGAAAACGUGAGAUGGAACGUCAGGAGAUGGAGAGAGAGAGGAGGGAGAGAGAGAGGGCGAGGGCGAGAGCAGAGGCUGAGAGGAGGAGAGAAGAAGAGGGAUGGGAUGAGGAUGGCGAGACGGAGGAAGAGAGACGAGAGAGGGAGCGAGUGCAGGCUGAGAGGUGGAGAGAGGAGGAGGAGAUGGAGGGAGAGGUAGAUGAGAGGGCCAGACAACUAGAGUGGGAGAGGAUGGAGUGGGAGAGAAAGAGACAGGAGCUGAUUGAGAGGGCGAGGAUGGGGGGAUAUGAAGGGGAUACUGAUGAGCUGUGGGAGCUGAACUUCCUCAAGGGUUCUCCUGGAGAGGAUGGCAGGCCCGGUCCAAAGGGUGUCAUUGGAGAAAAAGGACAGAAGGGGGAGCCUGGAGUUGGCCACCGUGGUCCAGAGGGUCAGGCUGGCCCACCAGGAACGAAGGGUGAGCCAGGCGAGUCAGGUCCCCCCGGAGCACAGGGCAUUCAGGGUAUCCCUGGCAACCCUGGAAUCCCUGGUUCCCAUGGGCUCCGAGGGCCAUCGGGACUCCAUGGAGAACCAGGCAGUCCGGGGAGCAAAGGGAAGAGGGGGAAGAAUGGAACUCCCGGCUCGCCAGGAAAACCUGGUACCACAGGCAAACCGGGUGCUACGGGGGAACCAGGGAAAAAAGGUGACAAGGGUGACAGUAUACCAGGAGAACCAGGAGAGAGGGGUUUGGUAGGACUCCCUGGUCGACGGGGUGCCCAUGGAGCAUCAGGAACAAGAGGUCCACCUGGACCUAUGGGUCCCAAAGGCACCUCCGGAACUAAGGGAGAAAAGGGUGACAGAGGGCUUGCAGGGGUGAGGGGAGAGAGGGGCAGUCCUUUCACGGCUCACGGGCCUCGUGGAAUCAAAGGCCUCAAAGGGGAUGCGGGUGACAGAGGAGCACCAGGGUUCGAUGGCGAUAAAGGAGAGAAGGGAGAGGACGGCCCACCAGGAGGGAAGGGUCUGAAGGGGGAGACUGGGAAUAAGGGAGCUGUGGGGCCGUUUGGAAAAAGAGGACUAGUUGGUCAGAAGGGGGAACCAGGUGAACCAGGGCUGAAUGGGGAAGCGGGUCGUAACGGAGAGGAUGGAUUGGAUGGCCAGAAAGGAGACAAAGGGGAUAUGGGCCAACAAGGACUGAAAGGAGGCCAGGGUGAAACGGGACAGCCUGGAGAGCCAGGCAUUACAGGGGAGAAGGGAGUGAAGGGCAUGAUGGGCAUGCCUGGACGAAUGGGCACCCCGGGAAGGGGCGGCGAACCGGGUGAUGCAGGGCUGCCAGGCACUCCAGGCAUUCCAGGACGUAAUGGCCUCACUGGUAGAAAAGGGGAGAAGGGAGUUGAUGGCAUCAACGGAACUGAUGGUUUGCCAGGCGAAAAAGGGGAGAAGGGGGCUAAUGGAUUUUCGGGUUUCCCGGGCUUCAAGGGUUCUGCUGGAGCCCCUGGGCCUGUUGGAGUUCGGGGUCAACCAGGGCCGCUUGGGCCUAAGGGAGACACAGGACCUAAGGGAGAUAAGGGCCGAAGGGGAAGAGGGAAGCCAUGUGUGAGAGGGCCUCCAGGAACUCCUGGCCUGCAUGGACAACAUGGGGAACCCGGAGCAGAAGGAUCAAAAGGAGAGAAAGGGGAGCUUGGACUCACUGUGGAGGAGGUCAAGGAGAUUGUGACCAAGGAGGUGGUCAAAACCUGUGGAAAGGACAUCUUGGUAGUGGUGAACUCUAAGGACCCCGAUGCAGAGGGGGGUGUGACAGUGCCGGGGACAGUCUUCUCCACGGUGAUCCGCAACCGCCCCAUGGAGGAUGACUAUGAAGAGGAGGAGGAAGAUGAGGAGGAGGAGGAGGAGGUUGCAGCAGAGAUGGAAGAGGAGAUAGAGGCAGCUGAUCUAAACAAUAGCACAGUACAUAAUGAGACGACUACCGUCAGUCCGUCCACCCUGUAUACAGAGACUUCGACAACCCCACUCAACCUCACUGCAGGUGUCCAUGGGUGGAAGAGGAAGAGGAGGAGACAGAGCAGACGUGCUCGCAUACUUACAUCUGUCCCGUGGUCAGGCGCGUGCCUGGAGCCCAUGUCAGAGGGCCACUGUAGCGAGUACAUCCUACUGUGGUACUACCACCUGCGCUCCGGAGGGUGCCGGCCCUUCGUCUACGGUGGCUGCGGGGGGACAAGAAACCGUUUCGCCUCCAGACGGGAAUGCGAGAUGCUUUGUAUUCAGGGUCAAAAAGAUCCUGAAUACAGGUGAAAAUAAUCAGUCAGUUAGACAUCACCGUCUUUGUAAAUAAAUGUAUAAUCAUGUUGCUUUGUCUCUGUGCCAUAUUGCUCAACUUGACUGAUAUGUAAGAAUCUACUGUUAUGGGAAUGUCUUAUUUUUGC